Salvia hispanica is the source of this 3489-nucleotide messenger RNA. RefSeq names its product protein argonaute 1-like. Gene Ontology annotation, molecular function: protein binding; RNA binding. Lineage: Eukaryota; Viridiplantae; Streptophyta; Magnoliopsida; Lamiales; Lamiaceae. The record is from RefSeq and is a predicted model, not a curated record.
AUCUUUUAUUUUUCUCCGCACUUCUCACUCAUUACCCUCUCUCUCUCUCUAUUUAUAUUUGUAGUUGCUGCUCUGUGUCUCUACUUCGUCGCUGUUUGCGUAGUUUGAAGUUUUUCCCUUGCCGUUUUGUAAGUCUAAAGUUGCUUCUACCAUGGCAAGAAAGAGGCGAACCGAACUUCCUGGUGGUGAGAGCUCAGAGUCUCAAGAAGCUGGCUCAGGACAUGGUGGUGUUCAGCGCCCACCUGCUCAACAACAACCACAAUCGCAGCCACAACAGCAAGGGGGAUAUCAAGGAGCGGGAAGGGGCUUGACACCCCAACGUGGGGCCUAUGGUGGUCGUGGCGGCGGCAGAACAGCUCCUCAGCAGUAUUAUGGUGGACCACCUGAGUAUCAACAGGGUCAGGGCCGUGGUGGUCAGCAGUAUAGCCGAGGAGGUGCAGCACGCAGAGGUGCAUUCGUGGGUGGCCGCGAAGCGCCUUCUGCUGGUGGUCCAUCUCGUCCACCAGCUCCCGAGCUGCACCAAGCUACACAGUCACCAUAUCAAGCUGUGAUGACUACGCCUAGUUCUUCUGGGGCAAGCUCCUCUACACAGGCACCUGAUCCUCUGCAAAUUUCAGAAGUAACCGAGCACAUCCAGGAUCUCUCUAUCCAGCAAGAAGUGACUCCAGGCCAACAUAUGCAACCGGCUUCAAGCAAAUCUCUGAGAUAUCCGUUGAGGCCAGGAAAAGGGACCUAUGGCUCAAAGUGUGUGGUGAAAGCCAACCACUUCUUUGCGGAGCUUCCAGACAAGGACUUGCAUCAAUAUGACGUCUCAAUUAUUCCUGACGUUACAUCCCGUGGAGUUAAUCGUGCUGUGAUGGAGCAAUUAGUGAAGUUAUAUAGGGAAUCUCAUCUGGGUAGGAGGCUUCCUGCCUAUGAUGGAAGAAAGAGCCUGUACACUGCUGGACCACUACCUUUUGAUUAUAGAGAAUUCAACAUAACACUAAUAGAUGAAGAGGAUGCUCCCGGUGGUGUGAGGCGAGAAAGAGAAUUUAAGGUGAUCAUCAAGCAUGCUUCACGGGCUGACUUGCAUCAUCUAGGAAUGUUUUUACAAGGCAGACGAGCCGAUGCACCACAAGAGGCUCUUCAAGUUCUGGACAUUGUACUUCGUGAACUUCCCACUGCUCGGUAUUCCCCGGUUGGCCGUUCUUUUUAUUCCCCAGAUUUAGGCAGAAGGCAACCUCUGGGUGAAGGACUUGAAAGUUGGCGUGGAUUUUACCAGAGUAUUCGUCCUACUCAGAUGGGUCUAUCGCUGAACAUUGAUAUGUCUUCCACUGCAUUCAUCGAGCCACUCCCAGUUAUUGAUUUUGUUGCGCAGCUUCUGAAUAGGGACGUGUCAGCUAGACCAUUGUCUGAUGCUGACCGUGUUAAGAUCAAGAAAGCACUUAGAGGAGUAAAGGUGGAGGUUACUCAUCGAGGAAACAUGCGAAGGAAAUACCGCAUCUCUGGUUUGACAUCACAGGCAACUCGUGAGCUAACAUUUCCGGUGGAUGAAAGGGGUACAAUGAAAUCUGUGGUGGAAUACUUCCAAGAGACCUAUGGGUUUGUCAUUCAGCACACCCAGUGGCCUUGUCUCCAAGUGGGAAAUACCCAGAGGCCAAACUACUUGCCCAUGGAGGUGUGCAAGAUAGUGGAGGGCCAGAGAUACUCCAAGAGAUUAAAUGAGAGACAGAUCACUGCACUACUUAAGGUGACAUGCCAGCGUCCCAAGGAAAGAGAAUUAGACAUUCUUCGGACUGUUAGCCAUAAUGCCUAUGCUGCUGACCCUUAUGCGAAAGAGUUUGGAAUUAAAAUUAGUGACAAGUUGGCACAAGUUGAGGCUCGUGUCCUUCCUGCACCAUGGCUCAAGUAUCAUGAUUCCGGUAGGGAGAAGGACUGUCUUCCUCAAGUUGGGCAGUGGAAUAUGAUGAACAAGAGGAUGGUUAAUGGUGGCACUGUCAACAGUUGGAUCUGUAUCAACUUUGCCCGGAAUGUUCAAGAUGGUUUGGCACACAGCUUCUGUUAUGAGCUUGCUCAGAUGUGCAUGACUUCUGGCAUGGCAUAUAAUCCUCAGCCUGUGUUGCCAGUCCUGAGUGGUCGCCCUGAUCAAGUGGAAAGAGUUUUGAAAGCUAGGUUUCAUGAUGUGAUGACUAAACUGCAGCCACAUAAGAAGGAGCUUGACUUGCUAAUUGUUAUAUUACCUGACAAUAAUGGCUCUCUAUAUGGUGAUCUAAAGCGUAUAUGUGAGACAGAUCUGGGUAUUGUAUCACAAUGUUGCCUGCAGAAGCAUGUUUUCAAGAUGAGCAAACAAUAUCUUGCCAAUGUUUCUCUGAAGAUAAAUGUCAAAGUUGGUGGUAGGAACACUGUUCUAGUUGAUGCACUUUCCAGGCGUAUACCCCUUGUGAGCGACCAACCUACAAUUAUUUUUGGUGCGGAUGUUACGCAUCCACACCCUGGCGAAGAUUCUAGCCCAUCAAUUGCUGCUGUUGUGGCCUCUCAGGAUUGGCCCGAGGUCACAAAAUAUGCUGGCUUGGUUUGUGCACAAAGCCAUAGACAGGAGAUAAUUCAAGACUUGUACAAAACCUGGAAUGACCCACAAAGGGGGACUAUGCACGGUGGCAUGAUAAAGGAACUGCUUAUUUCAUUCCGCAGAGCAACAGGACAGAAACCUCAGCGUAUUAUCUUCUACAGGGAUGGAGUAAGUGAGGGACAGUUCUAUCAAGUUUUGUUUUAUGAACUUGAGGCCAUACGUAAGGCAUGUGCGUCUUUGGAGCCUAACUAUCAGCCAACUGUUACCUUUGUGGUGGUUCAAAAACGUCAUCACACUCGUCUGUUUGCUAAUAACCAUGGUGACAGGCAUUCAGUUGACAGAAGUGGCAAUAUUUUGCCAGGUACUGUUGUAGAUUCGAAGAUCUGCCAUCCCACUGAAUUCGACUUCUACCUUUGCAGUCAUGCUGGGAUUCAGGGAACUAGCCGUCCUGCUCAUUACCAUGUCUUGUGGGAUGAGAAUAAGUUCUCAGCUGAUGCCCUUCAAUCACUUACUAAUAACCUUUGUUACACAUAUGCAAGAUGUACACGAUCUGUUUCAAUUGUACCUCCUGCAUACUAUGCCCAUUUGGCUGCUUUCCGUGCUCGUUUCUACAUGGAGCCUGAAACCUCUGACAGUGGGUCGAUGACCAGUGGUGCAGUCCCUGGUCGUGGUGGUGGUGCAGGUGCACGGACUACUAGGGUUCCGGGGGUGAAUGCUGCUGUGAGGCCCCUUCCACAGCUCAGGGAGAAUGUUAAAAGAGUGAUGUUCUACUGUUGAGCGAUUACUUUGGCUCCAAAACUAUGUCAUUUGAAUUUUGUUGAGUUAAUUCUGAUAUAAUACCUACUAAAUCAGGAUGAUUGCUACUACUAAUAAUUAUGGUUGUGUUUAUUGUAAUAUUCGGAACUUUGACAUUUUAUCUAUUAUUAAGAUGUUUGUGCUUA